GUGCUAUUCAUUGUAUCGAUCUAUUUACAAAUCUCGCGAUAUUUUGCAAAGUGCGCCACCUACUGACUGUUUACAUUUACAACAGUGUCACGUCAUACUUUCGCUUUCGUUUUCUGCCGUAGAAAUCAUCAAAAUCAUGUUUCGAGUAGUGGAACCUGAAGUCAAGAAGAGACGUCUGUUGUAUGACAGAUCUAAUCUCCAGAGAGCAUUUGAAGCCACUCAGAAGGGUAUUUCUGCAUAUAGGGCUGCAAAGAUGUAUUCUGUACCUCCAACUACAUUGCGGGACAGGAUAAGUGGCAGGGUUAAAGUAACUGCUAAAGUAGGCCAUGAGACCAUUUUCACUCAGGAAGAGGAGCAGAAGUUGUACAACCAUAUAACCUACAUGGCUGAAAUUGGAUAUGGCUACAACAAGAUGUCACUUCAGUACUUGGCAAAGGACUAUGCAGAUUCUUUGGGCAAAGUUGUAAGGGCUGACAAGUCACUGAGUGAUAAUUGGUUUUAUGGGUUCACCAAAAGAUGGCCAGAUCUUAAGACCGUAAAGGCACAAAAAUUAUCCAUUGCUAGGGCAAAAUCAGCUUCAAGAGAAACACUUAACAAAUAUUAUGAAGAGCUUGAAACAGUCUUAAUAUCAAACAAUAUUAAAGAUAAACCAAACAAGAUUUUUAAUAUAGAUGAAACCGGUGUAAAUACAGAACAUUCACCUCCCAAAGUAAUUUGUAAGAAAGAUACUACAGCCCAAAAUAUUACAUCAGCUAGAUCGUCAACAAUCACAUUGAUAGCUGCUGGAAAUGCAUUAGGUCAAAGUAUACCACCUUAUUAUGUAUUUCUGGGUCAGAGGUGGAAUGAAGAUUUUCUGAAAGGGUCAUGUCCAGGGUCAGCAGGAGAGAUGUCGAAAACUGGUUGGUCAAACUCUGAUGUAUUUUUGAAUUACCUGACAAAACAUUUCAUUUCCUAUGCAGCAACAACUGAUUCUGACACACCUACCCUCCUGUUAUAUGAUGGCCACAGAUCACACAUUUCAUUAACUUUAGCUGAAUGGGCCAAAGAACAUAAUAUUACAGUCAAACGUGUUUCUGGUAAUCUGUUACUUGACAAGAACAUUGAAAUUUUGACAAAUGCGUCAGUCAAGCAGAAUACCAGUACUACGAAGCACAAGAACCAGCUUAGUACUGGUGAGCCAAAACCAAGCACAUCUGGUCUUGUAAAAAGUGGUGGUCCAAUCAAUUUGGAGGCAGAAGAUGCUGAUGAAACUGAAGAUGAAACAACAGAUGAUGAGAGGUGCUGUGUAUGUAAUAGGUGGGAGCCAGCAGACUUACAUAAACACCUGUUUGUCACUAUUGUUUCAUGGGGAAAAUGUGACCACUGUUCCCACUGGACUCAUUUAAAAUUUUGCAGCACAGUGCGAGUGUUAAGACGUAAAAGUGAGUUCAGAUGCCCUCACUGCCUGCAAAAAGAUAAUUAG
Messenger RNA from Ruditapes philippinarum (Manila clam), 1462 nucleotides. RefSeq lists its product as uncharacterized. Bases 137 to 1462 code for a protein of 441 amino acids. Gene Ontology annotation, molecular function: DNA binding. Gene Ontology annotation, cellular component: nucleus. Lineage: Eukaryota; Metazoa; Mollusca; Bivalvia; Venerida; Veneridae. The transcript is spliced from 3 exons. The record is from RefSeq and is a predicted model, not a curated record.